Cladophialophora psammophila CBS 110553 is the source of this 867-nucleotide messenger RNA. RefSeq lists its product as uncharacterized. Lineage: Eukaryota; Fungi; Ascomycota; Eurotiomycetes; Chaetothyriales; Herpotrichiellaceae. The coding region runs from base 1 to 867 and encodes 288 amino acids. Gene Ontology annotation, cellular component: cytosol. The record is from RefSeq and is a predicted model, not a curated record. Gene Ontology annotation, molecular function: oxidoreductase activity. The transcript has a single exon.
AUGCCUUUCACCACCAAAGUCGAGCACCUUGAACCUUACGACCGGCUCUCGCCAGCUAAGUUGGCCUCAGAGUAUGCGUCCAAGAAUGUCUUGAUAACUGGCGGCGGGUAUGGCAUCGGGGCUUCCAUCGCACGCGCCUUUGCAGAAGCACGGGUGGCCAGUAUUGUUGUUGCAGGCCGGACAGAGUCGAAGUUGAAGGCUACGGCUGAAGAGCUCAAAAGCGCGCAUCCAGGACUUACUGUGGAAUACCGUACUGUCAAUAUCACAUCGGAGGAAUCAGUCAAGGUCCUGUUUUCGUCCCUGAACAAACCGGUCGACGUGCUUGUCAAUAACGCCGGAUUCCUGUCCAAUCCCGAGAAUUUUGUCCACGCUGACUUGAAGGAAUGGUGGCAGUCGUUUGAAGUUAACGUCCUCGGCACGGCAUUCGUCCUGCAGCAGUUUUUACGGGCACGGGCAAAGCAAAACGCUAAAGAUCAGGCCGUUGUCGUGAACCUCAACACCGUCGGCGCGUACAACGUCCUUGUACCUUUCCUCUCCGCAUACGGGGCGAGCAAGGCUGCGAUGUGGAGAAUGAUGGAGACAAUUACCAUGGACAUUCAAACAACGACGGUGGUUCCUGGCGGGGUUAGGUUCAUCUCGGUGCAUCCUGGGUUUGUCAAGACUGCCAUGGCAGACAAGUCUGGCCUAGACGGCUUAUUUGCACCUACCAGCCCUCAGCUUGCGGCAGAGUUCAUUGUCUGGGCUGCAGGCGAGGAGGCGUCUUUUCUCGCAAAUAGACUAGCUUGGGUGAACUGGGACGUAGACGAGCUGGUUGCGAGGAAACAGGAGAUUGUGGAAAAAGAUAUGCUGAGGACUGGUAUGUCUUGA